Molecule: messenger RNA, 462 nt
Organism: Emiliania huxleyi CCMP1516
Lineage: Eukaryota; Haptophyta; Isochrysidales; Noelaerhabdaceae
Exons: 3
Coding region: 1-462 (153 amino acids)
Source: RefSeq, a predicted model, not a curated record
AUGGACACGGAGCCACCUCGCGUGAUCUUCUACUCGAAGGCUGUACGCGACCUGCACUGGGCUCUCGCGUCGCCACACCUCCUGACGCCAGCGGCGGGCGUGCCGGUCGCUAGCGACGGCUGGUGCCGCCAGCUCUGUCAGGAGUCUCUGUCGUGGCUCCGAGAGCUCGACGCGCAGCCCGGCCCGCUCGAGGAGUGGCUGCAGCGACAGCGCAACGUCCGCCGCCUGGGCUUCUACUUUGCCGCGCUGCUCGAGUUCUGGGCGGCCGACGUGCUCGUGCAGCAGCAGAUACACGCGGGCGUGGAUGGCGAGGUGGCAGGUCAGCUCAAGCUGGCCUUUGCGCGGCGGAGCGUCGAGAAGGAGGCGCGCUCGUGGGCCGUGCCCAGAGACGCUGUGGAGGUGGUGCACUGGGAGAGCCACGUCAAGUUCUUCGCCUGGCGCGGCGACGGGGCGAACUUCUAA